Colossoma macropomum (tambaqui) is the source of this 2582-nucleotide messenger RNA. RefSeq names its product neurotrophic tyrosine kinase, receptor, type 1 (gene ntrk1). Gene Ontology annotation, molecular function: transmembrane receptor protein tyrosine kinase activity; ATP binding; neurotrophin binding. The record is from RefSeq and is a predicted model, not a curated record. Gene Ontology annotation, cellular component: plasma membrane; axon; signaling receptor complex. Gene Ontology annotation, biological process: cellular response to nerve growth factor stimulus; protein phosphorylation; multicellular organism development. Lineage: Eukaryota; Metazoa; Chordata; Actinopteri; Characiformes; Serrasalmidae.
UUCCCCAGGGCCCUUGCCUCACUGCUGCUCCAGCAGCUCCAUACCUCAGCUCACAAGCCAGACAAGUCUUUGCCAAGAGUGGAACCUGCUGCUAGCUGCUACCUUCCUGAUUGCCGGCAAGAAGAGUGGUCACUGAAGAGUGUGCUUGAACUGAUUGCUGGUUAAGCUUCACCAUGGCUGGGAAGGCUGCGUGCCAGAUGGCCUUGGCACUGGCACUGAUGCUGCCCCUGGCUAAGCCCGCUCUUAGCGGCUGCCCAGGUGCCUGCCGCUGUUCCUUUGCCAUGCUACAGUGCCUGGAAGAAGAUGGCAUCACCAGUAUCCCGGCGCUGGCACCACAGGAGAGCGAAAACGUCACAGAAAUCUACAUCGAGAACCAGUCCAACCUGGAGAAUAUCACAGACAUAGAUCUUGCUAACUACAGAGAGCUGAAGAACCUCACAGUCACAGACUGCGGGCUGGUCUUCAUCUCUGAUAAUGCCUUCCAAAACAACUUCAAGCUCCAAUAUGUGAACCUGGCCAUAAACUCACUUGUGCACAUCAGCUGGAGAGUGUUCCACUCCCUUCCUCUCCUAAACCUAGUUCUGAGGGAUAACCCUCUUGUUUGCUCGUGCGAUAUCUACUGGUUACAGCAGUGGCAAAGAUCAAAGCAAGUAGACAUCGACAGUCAGCAGAGCUGCAGAUACAACGGCAGCAGCAUUCAGCUGGACAGCUUUGUGAUGGAGAACUGCAGUGUUCCAGAGGUCUCCGUCAAUGCGCCCGUUCGGACCAUUAAGGAGGGAGGAAAUCUGACGUUUGAGUGCCAAGUGACCGGUGCACCGGUCCCCACGAUUAGGUGGAUAACAGAGCAGCUCCGUUCCAACUGGACCCUGCAGCGGGGGAUAUGGGGCUCCACUCUGGAGCUGGUGCUGCACCUGUGGAACGUGUCAUCUGAAGACAACCUGCACAACCUCACCUGUGAGGCAGAGAAUCGAGCAGGCCCUGGAAAGGCCAUGGUGCAGCUCAACAUUGAAUUCCCAGUGAAGAUCCUGUUCUUGAGGGAGGCAGAGCAGCAGCAUCAUUGGUGUUUCCCCUUCGCAGUGGACGGUAAUCCAGCCCCCACUAUUAGGUGGCUGUACAACAGCAUGCCACUCAGUGAGACCAAAUAUACCUACACCCAGCUGAUCAUGGACCAGGGCGAUGGCUCCGUCCAGCACGGCUGCCUCUUCCUCAACAAGCCCACCCACCUCAACAACGGCAAAUACACACUCAUAGUGGAGAACAAAUACGGCAGAGAUGAGGCCACCGCCAAAGGCAUAUUCAUGGACAAUCCUUUUGACCCCUUUGACCCAGAAGGCGUCAUCCCUGUGUUAACCAAUACCCCAACAGUACCAACCAACCAGUCCACGGAGAAUGUCACAGAGAAGCUGGAAACCAGAUUGUUUGGGGUGUCUGUUGCUGUAGGCCUUGCUGUAUUCGCUUGCACAUUCCUCCUCAUCAUGGUGCUGGUCAUCAAUAAGUGCGGGCAGCACUCCAAGUUUGGCAUCCACCGGUCAUCUGUUCUAGGCACGGAGGAUGACCUCGCUGUCUCUCUGCGUUUUAUGAACUUUGGUGCCAGUCCUCCUUCCUCAGAUGAAGGCACACUGGACUCUGGGCUGUCCAGCUUCGUGGAGAACCCUCAGUAUUUCUGCGGCAUCAUCAAAGACAAGGACAUGUGUGUGCAGCACAUUAAGAGGCAGGACAUCAUGCUGAAGUGGGAGUUGGGAGAGGGAGCCUUUGGCAAGGUUUACCUGGCUGAGUGUGCCAAUCUCUGUCCAGACACGGACAAGAUGCUGGUGGCCAUUAAGACGCUAAAGGACGCCAACGAGUCAACUCGUCAGGAUUUCCAGCGAGAGGCCGAACUGCUGACCGUUCUCCAGCACGAGCACAUUGUCCGCUUCUACGGAGUGUGUACAGAUGGAGAGCCUCUCGCUAUGGUGUUUGAGUACAUGAGGCACGGAGACCUCAACCGCUUCCUCAGGGCUCAUGGUCCAGACGCUCGGAUCCUGGACGAGGUUAAGAUGCCCCCAAUGGGUCAGCUGACUCUGCCACAGAUGCUCCAGAUAGCUGCCCAGAUUGCCUCGGGCAUGGUGUAUCUGGCCUCGCUCCACUUCGUGCACAGGGACCUAGCCACCAGGAACUGCCUGGUCGGGGAAGGUCUCAUGGUCAAGAUUGGAGACUUUGGAAUGUCCAGAGACAUCUACAGCACUGAUUACUACAGGGUUGGAGGCAGAACCAUGUUACCUAUUCGUUGGAUGCCACCUGAAAGCAUCAUGUACAGAAAGUUCACCACAGAGAGUGAUAUCUGGAGCUUUGGGGUUGUACUUUGGGAAAUCUUCACAUAUGGCAAACAGCCUUGGUACCAGUUGUCCAACAGUGAGGCAAUCGAGUGCAUCACGCAGGGCAGAGAGCUGGAGAGGCCGCGGACGUGUCCCAAAGAGGUUCACCUCCUCAUGCAAGGCUGCUGGCAGAGGGAGCCGCAGCAGCGCCUCGUCAUCAAGGACAUCUACAGCCGCCUGGUGGCCUUGGUCAAGAACCCUCCGGUCUACUUGGACAUCCUGGAGUGA